AUGUCAACAUCAAACGAAAAGCAAGAGGUCUGGGUCUCUCAGUCUGAAGACCGCAUUGAUGUUGAGGAGGCCGACAAAGUCGUUGGGACGGCGGUCACCUUUGCUGACCCAUAUUCACAUCUGGAUGAGAAGGCCAUCUUACGAAAGGCACGACAAUCCCAUGUCUUAUUCCAAUGCUCGCCCUUCUUUAUCUCCUUUCAUUCCUUGACCUACAACUGGUGUCUGACCGCUUUCUUCUUCCCUUACGCAUUUUUCGAAGUCCCUAGCAACCUUAUGCUCAAGAAAGUCCGCCUUUCCAUCUGGCUUCCCACCAUCAUGGUAGCCUGGGGCAUCGUUAUGACACUAAUGGGCAUUGUCCAAAACUACGCCGGUUUGCUGUCAGCCCGCAUCUUCCUUGGUGUUACCGAGGCUGGUCUCUUUCCUGGUGUUGCAUAUUAUUUGACAAACUGGUACCGACGUGACGAGAUCCAGCUUCGCCAAGCCAUGUUCUUCAGUGCUGCUUCAGUCGCCGGUGCUUUUAGUGGAUUGCUAACAUUUGGAAUUGGAAAAAUGGAUGGAAUUGCUGGUUUGCAUGGUUGGCAGUGGAUUUUCAUCCUUGAGGGUGGUGCAACCGUUAUUGUUGCCAUUUUGGCCUUCUUCACACUCUACGACUUCCCUGAAACUGCGAGCUUUUUGACAGAAGAAGAACGAGUAUUUGUCGUUCACCGCUUGAAGUAUCAGGGGCAAAGCCACGAUGCCGCCUACGCCCAGGUUGCCCAAGCUGAAGAGUUUAGGUGGAAGUAUGUCUGGCAGGCCUUCACGGACUGGCAGGUUUGGCUCAGCAUUAUGGUCUUCUGGGGGGUUGUUUGCCCGAUAUACGGCAUCAGCCUGUUCCUUCCAACCAUCAUCCGGGAGCUGGGCUACCAAAGCAGUCAGGCACAGCUCAUGACUGUUCCGAUCUACAUCACCGCCGCAAUCCUUGCCGUGUUCAUUGCCUACUGUUCGGAUAAGUCUGGCAGGAGGAGCCCGUUCAUCAUCGGUCCGCUUCUGAUUAUGGCUGCAGGUUUCUCUGUGUGUCUUGCUACUGAUCCAACAAAGCAUCCAAAGGCUGUUUACGCAGGAGUGUAUGUCGCUGUCUGCGCCACGUAUCCGGCCUUCCCCGGUGUAGUCACUUGGCUAUCCAACAACCUUUCUGGGUCACUAAAGCGCUCAGCUGGCAUGGCAUUGCAAAUCGGUAUUGGUAAUCUUGGUGGCGCUAUGGCCUCAAACUUUUACCGCGCAAAAGAUGCACCUCGUUUCAUGCUCGGACACGGCUUGGAGCUUGCUUUCAUCGGUCUUGGAUUGUUGGCAAGUACUGCGCUUCUGGUUGGAUACACGGUUGAAAACAAGAAGCGGGAGAAGAGGAUUCAGCGAGGCGCCCUGGAAGCAUAUUCGCCUGAGGAGCUGUCGUCGAUGGGUGAUAGAGCUGUCACUUUCCGCUACAAGUAUUAG
Thermochaetoides thermophila DSM 1495 is the source of this 1470-nucleotide messenger RNA. RefSeq lists its product as uncharacterized. Gene Ontology annotation, biological process: transmembrane transport. The transcript has 7 exons. Gene Ontology annotation, cellular component: membrane. Gene Ontology annotation, molecular function: transmembrane transporter activity. NCBI's taxonomy places the organism in Eukaryota, Fungi, Ascomycota, Sordariomycetes, Sordariales, Chaetomiaceae. The record is from RefSeq and is a predicted model, not a curated record. Bases 1 to 1470 code for a protein of 489 amino acids.